Schistocerca nitens (vagrant locust) is the source of this 414-nucleotide messenger RNA. Its product is annotated as sex-determining region Y protein-like. The record is from RefSeq and is a predicted model, not a curated record. NCBI's taxonomy places the organism in Eukaryota, Metazoa, Arthropoda, Insecta, Orthoptera, Acrididae. The transcript has a single exon. Bases 1 to 414 code for a protein of 137 amino acids.
AUGGAAAUGUUCACAGCAGCUGGCAGAAUAAGAAAUAAUGUGCUUCAAACAGCAGAACCAACUACAACAUGCCAACCACAAACAACAGCACAGCAACAAACACCAACUGCAGUGGCACAAGUACCAAAAUGUACAGCAAAAGCCGAACAAUGCACAGCCAAUUCACAACCUAGAGCUUUUUCAGGAGAGCCAUCACCAGUGGCAGUGAAACCAGGAUCAACUAAAGCACAACAUUAUCAUCAGAAGCAGCAGCAACAACAAAAGAAACAUCGUCACGCCAACCAACAGCAGAACCACAACCACCAUCAGUGGCAGCAACAGAACCACUGUCAACAUUGGCAACAGCAUUUGCAUCACCAGAAUAAGUAUCAUCAGGAACACAGACGACAAGAGAAGAAGCAACAGCGACACUAA